GAGGGUGAGAGAGUGUCCUUGUCUGCAUUUGGGGAUUACAGAAGCUCUGCAUGUGACUAUGCGCAAGUGAAGUGGAUGUGGCGUGUGACAAAGUGGAUACAUUGUCUUGCGGUCCUGUGGCUGAAGACUGGGAGGACACUGUUGGAGAGUCAUGUCCACGGGUUCUGUGAGUGACACUGAGGAUUUGCUUGAGCUGAGGGUGUUGGAACUGCAGUAUCCCAAAGCCAAGAGGUCAGGAUGCGGUAAGCUGUUACUGGACCACUCCACUGACAUCUCAGAUGAAGAAGGGGUUUCACAGUCAUCAAAUGGCAAAAGGAAGAGGGUCUGCAGGAGCCAACAGAGUCCAGACAAGAAGCAGCCAGUUAGGUCCUCCAAGGAGUGUAAACAGUCCCAAAGAAAUGCAGCCAAUGCCAGGGAAAGAGCCCGCAUGAGGGUGCUGAGCAAAGCUUUCUCCAGGCUAAAGACCAGCCUGCCAUGGGUUCCUCCUGACACCAAGCUCUCCAAACUGGACACCCUGAGGCUCGCCUCCAGCUACAUUGCCCAUCUCAGGCAGCUGCUACAAGAGGACAGAUAUGACAAUAGUUUUGUGCAUCCAGUCAACCUGGUAAGAAUGAAGCUUCCAUACAGUCAGCACCAGUCGGCUUCAAGGGCUGCCACAUGACUUGGCCAUUUGUGAUUUCAGGAAGACCAGAGUGUGCUCCCAAAGAAAUUAUAUCAGCAAACAUAUUGUGUGGGGCUACGGCUUAGGAAAUAACAGAGUCCUAUACAUGUGGUCUGAAUGUGUUUUAAGACGCCAUGGAAUAACUAUGCAAUAUUUACUAAUACAACUCAAGAUUUACUAACAGAAGGAUAGAUUCUAUAACCCAAUUUAAACCGUAUCUCUGGUUUCUGUCACAGUUGCAGUCAAUGGGAGAAUUGCUAUUCUAUCACCAGGGAAAAAUAGAACCUGGCCCAGAAAGCAGAUUCAUUUACAAGAAACUGGAGUGACCUGAAUUAUUUCCUAAUGAGCCUUCUACAUUAUUGUUACACAUGGGUCCUAGUAAAGUGCACUUAUUAGAGACUUUUCUGAUAAUCUGAUUAAUUAAAAAAUUGAAAACGUGCCAAAAUACAAACAGGUAUUGCAUUUAUAAGCGUUACUUUACACUACCGAUACAGGAAUCAGAUUUAUAAUAUAUUUUUUAGACUUUUGUGUGACUAUAUGUUACUGUAUAUAUUAAAUAGUGUUCAUUCUGGCCUGAUGGAUAUACUGGUUGACAUAAUUGUACAUGAUUUUGCAUUACUGAUGUUGUGAUAAAAUUACAUUUGUACAUUGUGUAAAAAUAUAUAAUCUUUUUUAAUGUUUGUAAGAACUUUUCAUUUUAAUUUUAUAUUUUUAUAGUUGAUUUAUUUGGCAAAAUCCUAGGCUUUUGUCAUUCAGUAAUACCAUGCAUUCCUCUGUAUUUUAUUUUUUUACAUAAACUUUAUUAAAAUAAAAAAAAAUGUCUUCUGAAUUAUUUAUUGGA
Molecule: messenger RNA, 1502 nt
Organism: Spea bombifrons (plains spadefoot toad)
Lineage: Eukaryota; Metazoa; Chordata; Amphibia; Anura; Pelobatidae
Gene: MSC
Product: musculin
Exons: 2
Coding region: 152-661 (169 amino acids)
Biological process (GO): skeletal muscle tissue development; regulation of transcription by RNA polymerase II
Molecular function (GO): RNA polymerase II transcription regulatory region sequence-specific DNA binding; DNA-binding transcription factor activity, RNA polymerase II-specific; protein dimerization activity
Source: RefSeq, a predicted model, not a curated record